AGUCGCUCAAGGACCCGGAUGUGAUUCCGCCGAGCAAUGGCGGCUGAGCGGAUCUGUGCUCCGUCCCACAUGUAAAUAACACACGAAGCGCUCUCAUUUGUUUAAGUUAAACAAGCAAAACCAGCCUGCCAUCAGGAGCAUGAGAUUAUCGCAGAACAAUCGACUCAUCUGAGUAUCAAAAUGUCAAUGGAAGAUCCGUUUUUCGUGGUGAAAGGAGAGGUGCAGAAGGCUGUGAACACAGCUCAGGGGCUUCAUCAGAGAUGGAUGGAGCUGCUACAGGACCCGGGUGGAGCCAGCAAGGAGGAAGUGGACUGGACCACUAAUGAGCUGAGGAACAGUUUGAGGUCCAUUGAAUGGGACUUGGAGGACUUGGAUGAGACGAUCAGUAUUGUGGAGGCUAAUCCAAAGAAGUUCAAUCUCGAUGUGAUGGAGCUGGCCAAGAGGAAAGCCUUCAUCACUAGCACAAGGCAAACAGUCAGGGAGAUGAAAGACCACAUGACUAGUCCAAUGGCCAUUACAGUGUCCGAGAGGAAAAAUCGACAGACUUUAAUGGGCGAUGGCGGGUCACGUGGCCCAAUCUGGCAACCCAGUGGAGAUAAUUACACGAGACUGGACCGGGAGCUGAAGACGGCAAACACACAGUUCAUCGAUGAACAACAGACCCAGCAACAUCUCAUAGCAGAACAGCAGGAUGAGCAGCUGGAGUUGGUGUCAGGAACUAUUGGCGUCUUGAAGAACAUGUCCCAAAGGAUCGGCCAAGAGCUGGAUGAGCAAGCUGUAAUCCUGGACGAUUUUUCACAUGAGAUGGACAGCACUCAAUCCAGACUGGAUAAUGUCAUGAAGAAACUGGCUAAAGUGUCUCACAUGACCAGCGAUCGUCGUCAGUGGUGCGCUAUCGGCAUUCUUCUGGCCAUCCUGUUUGUCGUGAUCAUUCUCUUGAUUGUUCUGUGAACAGCCCUCCUCCGUCCUCCAACAGAGGUGCUCGGGAGAGAAACAAAACUCUUUCUCCAUCUUUAGUCCAUUAUACCGCAGAACGCUGCUGCUUUGUACCUUUUUGCUUCCUUGGAAACAACCCAGAACCAAAAAACAAAUGGGUACCACAGCAGGAGCUGGUGUGGCGAUGACACGGUCUGAGUUUUGGUGAGAUCCAGGAUAAAGCAAUUCUUUCAAAUGAACAGUGACUUUUAAAUACUUGAAAAGUAUCAAGUGCUACUGUGUCAUUUCCUGUGCGCUGCUUUAAUAGUCAGUUUAGACCACUGUAAACUAUCAAGACCAAUCCAGUUACUAAACACUGGAGUUUAACAAACCAGAUACUGUUUAUGAUACUAAUCAUACUGAUUUUGAAUUAUUUAUUCAAUUAUUUGAGUUAUUUACUGUCUAAGUGUUUAUUUCUGUCUGCUUUGUUUACUUUUUACGUUUGCGUUACUGAUAAUCCGUUACUAGUGAGAUUUAAGCGCACUCCGCUUCGUUUUCUUUAAACUGAAUGGAACAGUCCGGAUAACUAAACUAAAUCUAAAAGUCUCCAAUUAGGUAAACAAUUCAAAUAUUAACAAAAGAUUGGGUUUAAGUAAGCAUUAAACAUGUGAAUUGCAUGACGAUUGGUUAUUAAUCUGCAAAAGUCUGAAAAUGGAUGGCUUCAGAUGGAAGUGAAGUUUGGGACCAAGUGUAUUUUAGUAUAAAAAUCCAAAUUUGACAACUAAUAGUUAAAGGAAUAGUCCAUCCAGAAAUGAAAAUCUGAUGAAAAAGUUCCUCACGCACAGGUGAGAAGCUCCAGGAUGUGGAUGAGCUUGUUUCUUCAUCAGAACAGAUUGCAUUGGUUAUUUGGCUUGUAGUGAAUGGGUGCCGUCAGACUGAGGGUCUUAUUAUAACAUCACAAUAAUUGAUGAGUAAUCCACACAGCUCCAGUCCAUCAGUUAAAGUCUCGGAUAUCCUGACGGUCAGUAAAUUUCCUUUUUGUAUGAUCUAAUGUUUAUAUUUAUAGGUCACUAUCUUUAGCACAGAUGAGCGUGAAGAUACAUUUCACUUUAGAAAGCCAGACUGCGUAAACUUCAGGUUGCGCUUCACAUUGGUAAACUGUGAACUAGAAUGGAAACGUAUGAAGCAGCAGUUAAUUUGAAAAUCAUUGUAUUUGUUGUCUUUAGACAGCACAACACUACAUAUACUGUGAAAACAGAAGUAUGGUUAUCUUACUGGAUAUGAGUAUUGUUUUGGGUUUGUUUGUUUGUUGUUUAAUAGUGUUCAGCUGAUUCUGACUGCCCUCGGUCACAUGAUGCAGUAGGUUAGCUCUGAUUGGUUCGAAAUCUUAGCGAAUUGAUUGUGCAAUUUUUACCAUACAAAAAAAAAA
Molecule: messenger RNA, 2344 nt
Organism: Carassius auratus (goldfish)
Lineage: Eukaryota; Metazoa; Chordata; Actinopteri; Cypriniformes; Cyprinidae
Product: syntaxin-6-like
Exons: 8
Coding region: 181-951 (256 amino acids)
Biological process (GO): intracellular protein transport; Golgi vesicle transport
Cellular component (GO): membrane
Molecular function (GO): SNAP receptor activity
Source: RefSeq, a predicted model, not a curated record